UUAUUAAAAUGGCAAAAAUAAAGUCACUUCCACUGCAAUAUGCUUUAGUUCUCAUUCUUGGACCAUCUGCAUGGUAUAUUGGGAAGCAGCUUGAUAAAAAAAUUACCUUGAGGAUGACAAGAUUUCGGGAUAAAUCAGCUUUAUAUGGGAGAGAAUUACAACCUGGAGAACCUCCAUCUUGGCCAUAAUUUAUGUUUCAUGUAUUAGUUGUAUAACAAAGUA
Messenger RNA from Habropoda laboriosa, 222 nucleotides. It is a transcript of the gene ND-MNLL, whose product is annotated as NADH dehydrogenase [ubiquinone] 1 beta subcomplex subunit 1. Bases 9 to 188 code for a protein of 59 amino acids. The transcript has a single exon. Lineage: Eukaryota; Metazoa; Arthropoda; Insecta; Hymenoptera; Apidae. The record is from RefSeq and is a predicted model, not a curated record. Gene Ontology annotation, cellular component: mitochondrion.